UGCAGGCCUAGUUGACCCACUCGAGCCACCGUGGACUGCGCUCAUACAAAUGCAAAAUGAGCGUACCGGCCCUGAUAAUCGAUAUAGGCGGUGGCUCCCUAAAAGUGGGAUUUGCUGGCGAUGAGAGACCCAAGAUAAUCGACAAUUGUAUUUUCAAAUCGAGAACUCUUUCCGGACGUACUUUUAUAGGCGACGAGAUUGACGAUUGUGAAAAUUUGUCCAGUCUAUAUUAUAUUAUGCCUUUUAAGAAGGGUUACUUGAACGAUUGGGACGUUCAAACUAGGAUACUGGACAAUGUCUUGUCACGGCUUUUCAAGCAGGUUCGUGCACCUGUUUACUCGUCCAUCCCAGUUCGAAACAACAGAAGCACCAGUACACAUUUUCAGAUUGCAAUCUGCUUGUCACUGAGCCUUAUUUCAACUUUUAUGCGACGAAAGAAGCUAUGAACGAAAUGUUUUUCGAGGAGUACCAAUUCAAUGGGAUUAUCCGGACCAACCCUGCGUUUCUGGCUGCCUACAAAUAUCAGUCGGAGUCAGUGCAGCGGCUGUCACGGUAUUGUUUGGUCAUUGAUUCGGGUUACUCGUUCACACAUCUGAUUCCUAUGGGCGAUGGUCGCAUAAUGGGCGAAUUUGUUUUACGACUGAAUGUAGGGGGCAAAAUCCUUACCAAUCGGCUGGUGGAUAUCAUUUCAUAUAGACAUCUAGAUGUACGGAGCGAGGUUCAUAUAAUGAACCAGUGUAAGGAAGACGUGUGCUACGUCUCUACUAACUUUUGGAGCGACUUGGAUUUAUCCAGACUGAAUCCCUCGAAGAAUCCUAUCCUACGUGAAUACGUUUUGCCAGAUUAUGCGGAGGUUCCCAGAGGCUACAUACGCAUUCCCAAUCAAGAAUGCACUUCUUUGUCAGAUUUAUACGCCCCUCCAAUCCCCAAGCGAUCUACCCAACAGGGUUACGUUCUCCGUUUGAGCAACGAGCGAUUUACUGUACCCGAAUUGUUGUUUCAUCCUGGGGACGUGGGAUUCCGAGACAUGGGUUUAACAGAAGCUAUGGGCUAUCUUAUGUGUGAACGCCUUCCUCCAGCUGUACGUCCUGGUGCCUGGGCAAAUAUAUUGGUCAUUGGUGGCAGCACUUGCUUUCCUGGCUUUCUGGACCGUUUGAAGGUCGAUCUGCGUUGUUUACCACCCGAUGAUCUCGCUGUCAAUAUCUUUAUGCCGAACAACCCCCGAACCUACGCUUGGGAAGGCGGAUCAUUGUUAGCUCAAACGAAAGACGAUUUUACGUCAUACUUGGUCACUCGAGCUGAGUACGAUGAAGGUGGAUCGGCAUAUUGCGAACGUCGAUUUCCGGUCUCUUGACGACAGUUCUUGGUUUCUCCGCCGAAUACUUGCAAUAUGCGCGAAGUGAACCGGUCAUACAACAGAACACUUUCUUUUUUUGUCAUAUAGUAUCUUUAUGUAAUACAAGUAACGAAUAGGAUGCAUCGGCAUGCAGAAAUGAGGAGGAAGGGUGGUGAGACGACAAUUGACGACGUCAUGAUAGAAAACAAUGGAGGGAUGGCGAAUCCGUUACACCUUUGAGGAGCACAUGUGGGGACGGGAAAGCAGAAGCCGAGCUUCAAAUUAGACAAGCUGGUGUUUCGUAGAUGUCCUGUUUGUGCACAACCGAGUCUGGGCAAUUCGGCCCGACGGCAUGCGCACACGA
Messenger RNA from Dicrocoelium dendriticum, 1700 nucleotides. Lineage: Eukaryota; Metazoa; Platyhelminthes; Trematoda; Plagiorchiida; Dicrocoeliidae. The record is from the annotation of a GenBank genome assembly.